Cucurbita pepo subsp. pepo (vegetable marrow) is the source of this 928-nucleotide messenger RNA. RefSeq names its product NADPH-dependent aldehyde reductase-like protein, chloroplastic. Gene Ontology annotation, molecular function: oxidoreductase activity. Lineage: Eukaryota; Viridiplantae; Streptophyta; Magnoliopsida; Cucurbitales; Cucurbitaceae. The record is from RefSeq and is a predicted model, not a curated record.
UCAAUCUCAACCUCCCGUGACUACAAUGGCUUCAGAAUCAGGCCCUGCUGUGGCUGCUCUGCCGCUGCAGGAUCGAGUGGUCAUUGUAACCGGUGCCUCUCGGGGCAUCGGCCGAGCCAUCGCCUUUCACCUCGCUGCUCUUGGCGCCCGUAUUGUUGUCAAUUAUGUGUCAUCCUCGGCCAAAGCUGACCGUGUUGCUGCUGAGAUCAAUUCAUCCUCGGCCACCGGGAGUGGCCUACGAGCCAUUGCUUGGCGGGCAGAUGUGUCCGAUCCAGAGCAAGUGAAGUCGCUGUUUGACACAGCCGAGCAGAGAUUUGGCGCCCAAGUCCAUAUCAUGGUUAAUUGUGCUGGAAUUUCUGAUCCUACUUACCCUUAUAUCGCUGAUACUUCACUGGAGAUUUUUGACCAGAUUUUCAGUGUGAACACGAGGGGAAGUUUCCUGUGCUGCAGAGAAGCAGCAAACAGAGUGAAACGCGGCGGUGGGGGGCGGAUAAUACUGAUAUCAUCAACCGCGGUGGCAGCAGCAACAGCGGGAAUAGGGGCAUACACAGCAUCAAAGGCGGCGGUGGAGGCAAUGACGAAGGUGGCAGCAAAGGAGAUGAGAGGGAGCAAAAUAACAGUGAACUGCAUAGCGCCGGGGGCGACGGCGACGGAGAUGUUGUACGGAGGAAUGGAUGAGGAAGCAGUGAAGAGAGUGAUUGAAAAGUGUCCGCUGGGGAGGGUUGGGGAACCCAAAGAUGUGGCCUCUUUUGUUGGGUUCUUGGCGUCCGAUGAAGGCGAGUGGAUCAACGGUCAAGUCAUGCUCGUCAAUGGCGGCAUCGUCUAGCUUCUGAAAAUGGCGAACCCAUCAUCAGUCGUCAUUAUAUUAUUCUAAAAUUAGGCACCACCUACUAUGCUCGUUGAACAUUAAGAAACAAAAUUGUUACUU